This is a messenger RNA of Penicillium arizonense, 1158 nucleotides long. Its product is annotated as GIY-YIG nuclease family protein. The coding region runs from base 1 to 1158 and encodes 385 amino acids. Lineage: Eukaryota; Fungi; Ascomycota; Eurotiomycetes; Eurotiales; Aspergillaceae. The record is from RefSeq and is a predicted model, not a curated record. The transcript has a single exon.
AUGGAGACCCCCGUCAACACGUUCAUUUAUCUCUCAGGCUUGCUGGAGAACAUAUAUAAACCAGCAUCUACGUUCAGCUGCGCGCAGCUCAAAGGCAAUGCAAUGCCCUGCGGCAAUAAGGUCAAAGGUAGCCUCGACCUUGUCAAAGAAACCUUUGCGCAACUAUUUGCUAUCAUCAACGACCCUAUUCGUGUAUUCCAUGACAAAGAUGGUGCAUUCGAUACCGUCCUCGCGCAAUUCAUCCAGAGCUGCCUAUGUCCAAGUCGACACCAACCAAAUGCCGACCACGCCAUGAGCCAGUGGAAAAAGGAGCUUUACAAUCGCGAAAUUAGAUGCCGGUUGCGUUCAGAACUAGAAGAAUAUCUUUCCAAACGCUUGGAAGAGUCGAUCAGUUCCACCCCACUAUCCUCAACAAGGUUCACGCUCCGCGUGUCCAAAACACCAGCGAGAUCCGACGAGGACGUGGCAUGCAGAGUGGUAAAAAAAGCACGCGAACCCCUCUCGGAACGGGACAAAGACCCUGGCCGUCUCUAUCUUAUCUCUCUUCCGGGACUAGCAGACAUGUUCAAAUUGGGAUAUACAGCGGGCGCCAAGGCGCGAUUUUCUGACCACAAGCGGUGCUAUGGACAUAUCACAAUCGUGAAAAACGCAUUUCUACCCUAUGCUCGUCGAAUCGAGCAACUUAUCCUCGCCGAAUGUUCCCGGCAGCACUACAUGCUCACUGAGAAGUGCGAAACUUGCCAUCGUGCCCACAAGGAAUGGCUCCAAAUCGGCAAAGACGACAUGGUGAACAUUUUUGACAAAUGGGUUGCAUUUGCCCGCGGAGAGAAUGAAUAUGCCACUAGGCAGAAUGAGCCUUACGACAAAAACGGCAAUUUCAUUUCGAAAGAUGUGGUGCUACCACCUCCUGCUGGGGAUUAUAAAUUUUCACCUUCACCUUCAUCGAAAAAGAGUUCUCGUCGAUCAAAUGGGGGCUCGUCACAAGAUUCACCUUCUAAACUUGGCCAUGCUAGGUCUGAUAGCAGUGUCCUUGUUGAAGGGAUUAGCAGACUGAGCCUCGGCGACAGCCAGUCACUGCCUGAUGAGAGUGACGAAGACAGCGACUCACACCCCAUCUCAUUCCUUCCCGCCAGACUAGCUGCUGCUCGUAUGAAGUAA